Molecule: messenger RNA, 1193 nt
Organism: Emiliania huxleyi CCMP1516
Lineage: Eukaryota; Haptophyta; Isochrysidales; Noelaerhabdaceae
Exons: 9
Coding region: 384-854 (156 amino acids)
Cellular component (GO): eukaryotic translation initiation factor 2B complex
Molecular function (GO): translation initiation factor activity; translation initiation factor binding; guanyl-nucleotide exchange factor activity
Source: RefSeq, a predicted model, not a curated record
GGGAGAUAUGGGGAGAUGUGGGGAGAUGUUGGCUCCCAGGCGAUGAAGGAGGAGAUAUGGGGAGAUAUGGGGAGAUGUGGGGAGAUGUUGGCUACCAGGCGAUGAAGGAGGAGGGGCUCGACGAGUUUGAGAUCGAGAAGCGGAAGAUCGGCGACGAGGUUGGUCGCUCUCGCGGAGGAGGAGUCCCUCAUUCUCAACCCACGGCCACUCGUCAGAGAUGAGUGUGACAGGUGCGCGCGGCGCGGAGGAGUGACUCACUAUUACUCACCUCUUACUCAGCGGGCACUCGCCAACGGCUCUUGGUGCAGGUCCGCGCGGCGCUCGAGAAGUCGGAGGCGGAGGAGGACGCAAAGGCGCGCGUCGCCGUCGGCGUGAAGGCUCUGAUGGAGGCAGCCGAGAGCAGCGCGAGCUGGCGCGCCUUCCUCCGCUCACCGCGUCACUGUGCGGAGUCGCUGUUUCGGCAGGUCGCCGAGAAGCGCGAGCUCCAGCCGCUCGACCUCUUUGGCUUCCUCUUUGACGGCGUGCUGGAUGCGGCCGCUGUCACGACCCUCAAGGCGCAUACGCGGCUGCUGCAGAAGCUCUACAAGGCGACGCCCGACAAGAAGAAGACGCAGUCCUUCCUCCUCAAGCAGAUCGAGGCGCUCGUGGGCCGCGUGCCGGAGCUGGAGAAGAAGGUGCCGACCCUGCUCAAGCUGCUGUACGACGCGGACAUCCUCGACGACGAGGACGUGCUCUUCAAGUGGCACGAGAAGGAGUCGAAGAAGAAGCUGGGCCGCAAGGUGCGCGAGGCGGCGGCCCCCUUCAUCACGUGGCUCAAGGAGGCGGACGACGAGUCGGAGGAGGAGUCGGACUGACGCCGCCGCCGCACGGCAAGCUGCGCCCGUUUCCCGUGCACGUGCCCUGCUCGUGCCCUGGACGUGUCCUGGACGUGUCCGCGGACUCGCGCGCCUCCGCCGGCCGAGAGUGGCUGGCCAUGGACCGCCGGUUGGCUAGUAGAGGCACCGGGCGCGGCGGCGGCGGCGGAUGCACCGCCUUCUCUGCUGCGCCCGGCACGCGUGGGCCGCUGUCGAGGAUGCCCGCCGCGGCGACGCCCCAUCACCCGUUUCAGGAGGAGAAGUUGCAGAGCGUAUGAGGUAGGAGUCCAGAGGAGUAGAGGGUGUCGGGGGCGUAUCUUGCUAUGUCUACGUCACUGC